AUGUUUGCUUGGUACAGAUUUCCUGCUGAUCCUGUCAUUUUUGAGCGUUGGACUGCUAAAGUACGACUUAGUCGAGAAGAAAGUUGGUGGAACCCAAGAGAACACAGUGUUAUAUGUUCCAAUCAUUUCAAUGAGAGCGACUUGUACUUUACAAAAGGUGGUUUAAAAAGAUUGUGUAAGGGAGCUGUACCACAGAACGCGUUGUUUUUAUCUUCAACACUACCGGACAACAUUUCUCACAAAAGUACGGUGACUGCAGAACCAAGCACUGCUCCAGUUGUCAAUUCUAACAACAGUGCAGUAACUGCAGAACCAAGCACACCAGCUCCAGUUGUCAAUUCUAACAGCAGUGUGCUAACUGUAGAACCUAGCACAUCAUUACAGCUGUCGAAGGAAUCAUUCUAA
This is a messenger RNA of Parnassius apollo (apollo), 405 nucleotides long. NCBI's taxonomy places the organism in Eukaryota, Metazoa, Arthropoda, Insecta, Lepidoptera, Papilionidae. The record is from the annotation of a GenBank genome assembly.